This is a messenger RNA of Linum tenue, 898 nucleotides long. The record is from the annotation of a GenBank genome assembly. Lineage: Eukaryota; Viridiplantae; Streptophyta; Magnoliopsida; Malpighiales; Linaceae.
AUUGAUACUCGCAGAAUUGUUUCUCUUUCUGCCGCCGCGCCGGUCGUCGAUCCCCAUGGCUUCCGCCGCCGCAAAUCGCCCGCGGAAUAAGAAGAAACCUGAAUGGCCGAAGCUCCGGUACGGUAUUGGCCGCUGCAAACGCUGCCGGGAACUUGAUAAACUGAAACUGAAACCCAAGCCGGACGACAACGAUUACAUAUGGCAGGACGACGAUUUCAGGGGCGACGAAGAACUAAUGCUAAGGGUCAUUCAUUACCGGAGGACAUGCGAGGUCACCGGUGGUUUCGAUGUCGAUUGCCCUCCAUCAUCGGAGUAUGGUUGCAUCUACCGUCGAGAACAUUAUCAUCCGACUGAUCGAACGUUCGACAAGAAAGUUGAGAGGGCAGUAAAAUUUGUGGUCGACACAUACAAUCAACAAAAGGGCCAAAACUUGAUUUUACUCAGCAUUCAGAACGUAAAUGUCCGGUCUGUUAGUUGUUGGUACUCAUUCUACGUAACUUUCGAAGGCUUCCAGGAGUCUCAUCCUAAGUGGAAUGAUAAUAGUUAUGUUCAUAUUUACCAAACAGUGGUAUCCUAUGAACGUUGGCGGCCCGUCCCCAUUUAUAAAAUUGAUAUCUUCAGGAAGAGUAACUCAAUUGGCAGAGAUGAGGAUUUGCUACCACCCGAUCCCUCCGACAAAGAAAGUACAAGGGUAAAGAAAGAGUUGAUGUGGACCUUGAAUUGAAAAACCUUAUGGAGCGCUAGUUGUUGAUGCUAAUAUUGUUUUGCCUUAGCUUGUAAUGAAGUUAUUUAGUACAUUACAGUUUUUGUGAGACAAGUUUCAUGUUUUAACAUUCACUUAUAAAAUCUAUAUCAACCACAGAAUCCUAUUAAUUAUUUUGAGUACAUUUAUGCAAAU